AUGGGCCCAAAUUUAUUAAAGAAGAUGCUGAAAAUGGUUUAUCUGCAUGGCGUUGGAGAGAUUGAAAGUGAGGGAGAUGUCGAAGUGAAGAUGCUAAGAAAGAGUUGGAAAUAUUGUAAUCAGAAGUGGAAUGUAGGGAUGAUCCAAAAGAGUAGGCAUAGGGAAUUUGUUAAGAAAGAUUGGUUGAGAUAUAGGAAUUUGACAACCUAUAGAAACGACUUGGAGCUAGUAGAGUUAGGGAAUACGAUACCAUUUCCUACAUAUCAGGAAUGGUUCAUGCAAAAGAUUGAUCUAUUUUGGCUUGUCACUUUCACCUUGCGCUACACCAAAGUGUAUAUGUAUGGUACCAAUAAUAAGCUGCUUGUCCACUCUAGGCAACUUGGAAUUUGUGGAAAUUCCGAAAGGGAGUUUGAGGCUGAUUUCGUAGUGACACUGACGAGAAUGAAUGUAAAAACAGGGAAGAAAGAGAAGAGACUAAGGGAGUAA
Sphenostylis stenocarpa is the source of this 486-nucleotide messenger RNA. Lineage: Eukaryota; Viridiplantae; Streptophyta; Magnoliopsida; Fabales; Fabaceae. The record is from the annotation of a GenBank genome assembly.